ACCCUCAUCCCCUCGCAUUAACAAAUAAGGCGCCUCUCUGUUGCUUGGCGGCAAAGCGAAGUUCUUUCGUCUAGAAGAGAAGAGAAAACGCCAUUGAAGAUCUAGGGUUUAAUUUUCUUCUUCUUUUUACGUGUAAAGAAGUUAAAACCCUAGAUUUGAACCCCUUGCAGGUUAAUUUCUGCCAACCAUGGUACGUACAAAAGUUGAAAUCAAGAAAAUUGAGGAUAAGGCUAAAAGGCAUACCACUUUCACAAAACGUAGACAAGGUCUGUUUAAGAAAACCAAGGAGUUGGUCAAAAGAUGCGACGCUGAAGCGGCUGUGAUCACGUUUUCUUUGGCUGGCAAUAUCUUUGCAUUCGGUCAUCCCUCUGUUGACACCGUGGUGAAUCGCUACAUUGCUGCCACAUCUGCUCCGGAGAUCGGUGAAGUUGUUCCGGUUGAUGAAGAGGCAGUGGAAGAUGAUGUGACGUUGGGACUGGAGGUGCCACUUGAUGAUAUGGGUAUGGAUGAACUUGAUGAGUUAGAUCGCACGAUGAAAGAGAUGAAGAAGAAAGUUGUUGACAGGAUAGAUGGGAUAGCUUCAGGUUCAAAGAAGUGAGGAGCUUGGAUUGGAUUACUUUACGCAGGUUUAAUCUUGAACUGAAUAUACUUACUUCAUCAAGAAUUUUAGGUACAUUAGUGAAUUCUUUAACCUUCAUACUACUUCUAUGAUUGAUUUUUGAUAUUCUUUUCCUCUA
This is a messenger RNA of Solanum pennellii, 737 nucleotides long. Its product is annotated as MADS-box transcription factor 47-like. Gene Ontology annotation, biological process: regulation of transcription by RNA polymerase II. The coding region runs from base 188 to 598 and encodes 136 amino acids. Gene Ontology annotation, molecular function: protein dimerization activity; RNA polymerase II cis-regulatory region sequence-specific DNA binding; DNA-binding transcription factor activity, RNA polymerase II-specific. The record is from RefSeq and is a predicted model, not a curated record. Lineage: Eukaryota; Viridiplantae; Streptophyta; Magnoliopsida; Solanales; Solanaceae. The transcript is spliced from 2 exons.